Messenger RNA from Lodderomyces orthopsilosis Co 90-125, 1512 nucleotides. RefSeq lists its product as uncharacterized. The transcript has a single exon. The coding region runs from base 1 to 1512 and encodes 503 amino acids. Gene Ontology annotation, biological process: cellular response to oxidative stress; protein N-linked glycosylation. NCBI's taxonomy places the organism in Eukaryota, Fungi, Ascomycota, Pichiomycetes, Serinales, Debaryomycetaceae. The record is from RefSeq and is a predicted model, not a curated record. Gene Ontology annotation, cellular component: endoplasmic reticulum membrane.
AUGAUCAUAGGAUCUACACUUCGGUCUAGAUUCGGCAAUACUUUAGAAUCGCAUCAGAUUGAUGAUGAUUACUCAGUUUCUACGGACCAAGAGGAUUCAAAUAUAUCUCCAUCACCACAGCCACACUUGUAUUCACAUACAUCUUCUCCGUCACUUCCACGGCAGCAGCGAUGGUCACGUCCGGCAAGGCCGUCGACCACAGCCUUGAGGUCGUUGAGUUGUGACCUAUCACCACGAGGGCUUGAUAAUCAUGACGCAACACUUUCACAACAACAACACUCAUCAAGCCUACAACACCAAGCUUCAUACGCUAGCCUUUCACAAAAUGAGGCUUUUUUAGAAGAGCUACAGUUUGAUCCUGAAGAGCCAGUUCCUACGUAUGAAACGUCACAAUUAAUGCAUCAGAAUAACCAAGCUCCACCACCAGAAAUCGAACCAAUUCAAUUGAUGUCUACAGACCAUCGAAUUACUGCUCGAGAGUUACCACCUGGACUUGCAUCACACUUAUAUACUCCUAUCCCAUCGCUUCCUAUUCCAAGAACUUCAUCGAUGUUUCUUCUGGAUUCACUUGAUUCCUCACAAUCAACAACGCCGAAUAUUUUGCAACAACAACAACAACAACAGCAACAACAACAGCAACAACAACAACAGCAGCUGGGUAAUUCUCAUUUGCUGCAUCACUCCUUAUCGUCGAAUUCAUCUUCUACCAGUUUACAAUUGCGUAACAAGUUUAAACAAACAUCUAUUAAGAAAUUAGGCUUAAAGUUCUUAAAUGCAAGACAACAUUUCUUAUUGGCGUGCUGCCGUGAUGUAUCACUAAUACCGCCUUUAAUUGGGCUAUACCAGUCUUGGAAACGUAUUUAUCAAGAGGAUGAUUUGCCAAAUGGAGCGACAUACAAGAUCACAACUGCGAGAGGAAUGGAACAUUUUCUCACUGGUGUCUGGUGCGUUGUUGCCGCUUACUUAUCCUACUCAAUUCUCGAUUCUUUAUUAGUGAGGUGGAUCAUUACUUAUUCAACAUCAGCCGCAAUUGUACGUGUGUUGUCAAUGUCUACAAUCAUGAUUACUUGUGAGUUAUAUUUGGUUAGCACAUUCAGUGCUGAUGGGUACAAGUAUGGCCUACAUAUUUGGAUCUUGAUAAGUUGUCUAUUAACGCUUACCUAUAUUGUUCAAAAUUUUGUCACCCUGAAUUUACAACUUGAACAUCAUAAUAAUAUCAAGCAACAAGAGCCAAUUAGGGGUGGUGAAAACGAAAUCAAUACCAAUGUGAGCAGCCUGUCGCAGAGGGUUGUCAAUGGUAAUGGGCAUGCCAAUAUAGCUACCCGUAACAAUGCCAAGUAUUAUAGCCAAAUGAGGAGCCAAAAGCCUAGACGCUUUUUUGAUUUUUACAAUAUUGUGGUUUUCGCUGUGGUUCCUGUGGGAUUAGCAAGUUUUGUAACAAUGAUUGGACUACUAAGGUCUUUAUUGAUUUUGAGAAUUGAUGUUGAUCAAGUCAUGAGGACCGUAAAUUGA